AUGGGCUCAUCUUCUUCAAAGAGUGCAUACUCAGCCAACAACACAGGUGGUGCAUCAGUCGCUGCAUAUGAAUUAUCAAGUGCUCUGACUGAUACCUUGAGCGAGAUCAACCUGAAUGGUAGCUUGAAGGAGCAACUUCGGCAGCUGCUUGAACGUCUAGAUCAAGAGGCAGCCAAGUAUACCAACUCCAAGGUCAACGAUGACGAAUCAAUAGAAUGGAACCCGUCUCAAUCUGAGGUCCAGCUCAUAUCCGCGGCCUGGAAGUGUGCUCGUGGGACUUAUGACCUCGAGGGCACCAUGGCUGAUACCGGUUACUGCACGUUUCGCCGUGAUCAAGUAGUGGACAGCUCUUUCGCCGGGACCGUCAAACUCAUUACAUCGACUGUCAUCGAGGCGAAGGCAGGCUCGCCGACGACUGAUUCGUCGCCGGUUCUGGUGCUAGCAAUACGCGGAAGUGCCAGUAAGAUGGACCACAUUGUUAAUGCCAACGCUCAGCCCAGGACGACUGAAAGUUUUAUUGGGUGUUUAGAGGACCUUGAAGCCCAUUCUGGCUUCUUGAAUAGUGCACGAGCUCUGGAAUCCAUUGUCACAAAUCUAAUCAACAAGUACCUGGAGUCUUUACCUGAGAUGAGUAAGAAGAAACCGCAUCUUCUUUUUACAGGGCAUUCCGCCGGCGGAGCUGUAUCACAAUUACUGUAUCUUCGCAAUAUGUCUAACCAAAAUCUAAACCAGUCUGCGAGAUUUUCCUGCGUCACAUUUGGCGCACCUCCUUGCUUGACCCAGCACGUUGAUCCUGGAAUAUUUCAGCCAAGUAGCGGAACUGUAUGCGUCAACGUUAUCAACGAGUUCGACGUGGUCACUCGAGCCGACAAACCGUACAUCUUAUCUCUGGUAGAUGUCGCCAGAGCAAUGCUAGACUUGCCACCAAAGGCAGCCAUUUCCGAGCAUGAAACAAGCAAAGAGAUAGUCAGCGCUGCUUUAGAAACUACUAGAGAUGAAAAUCGCCGUCUUUCAGACGAUUCUGAAGACUUUCCUCUCAAAGAACCAAAAUUUUGGCGCUUUCCUCAGCCUUUCUACCACCACGUCGGACCUAGAGUUAUUCUGCUGACACGAUUCGUCGACAAUCAGAUGAAUCUCAAAGCAGUUGAAAUAAAGAUUCUACGACGAAAGGAUUGA
Molecule: messenger RNA, 1176 nt
Organism: Fusarium fujikuroi IMI 58289
Lineage: Eukaryota; Fungi; Ascomycota; Sordariomycetes; Hypocreales; Nectriaceae
Exons: 6
Coding region: 1-1176 (391 amino acids)
Biological process (GO): lipid metabolic process
Source: RefSeq, a predicted model, not a curated record